AUGGCUGUUAAGUCCAGAAGAUCGUGGACGACCGUGAUCUUCGGCGUCUUUCUCGGAUUCACAGCGUCCUCUUGGCUCAUUUUACCUCAGGUUCUGGAAAGUAAAAGGAAAAGAUCUGCCAUGUGUUUGUACUACAGUGACUCCGCCGUUGCUAUAGGUGCUGACAUCCACGGGAAGUCCGUGUCAGUCAAAGAUGUGGACAGUCCGCAGGAGAACAGGUUAUUCAGUACGAAGAACAGCAGUGGACAUUUAGGCAGAACCCAAAGCAAACCAAAGCGUUUCAUUUAUGUUGGCGUGAUGACAGCCAAAAAAUACCUGACGUCUCGAGCACGGGCUGCGUAUGAGACAUGGGCGGCUUCUAUACCCGGGAAGGUGGAGUUCUUCUCGAGCGCUGGGUCUGGGACCGUCCACGCGCCUGCUCCCCUCCCUGUGGUUUCACUGGCAGGUGUUGAUGAUUCCUAUCCACCACAGAAGAAAUCAUUCAUGAUGCUAAAGUACAUCCAUGACCAUUACCUGGAUAAAUUCGAGUGGUUCAUGCGGGCAGAUGAUGAUGUUUAUAUAAGAGGUGGGAAGCUGGAAUUGUUCUUGCGGUCACUCAACAGCAGUCAGCCCCAUUACCUUGGCCAGACAGGGCUGGGCACAGCUGAAGAAUUAGGACGACUGGCUCUAGAACCCGGAGAAAACUUUUGCAUGGGAGGUCCUGGGAUGAUCUUUAGUAGAGAGGUGUUACGCAGGAUGGUCCCUCACAUCAGUACCUGUCUAAGGGAGAUGUACACCACCCAUGAGGAUGUGGAAGUAGGGCGUUGUGUACGACGCUUUGGAGGCACACAGUGUGUAUGGUCUUAUGAGAUGCAGCAACUGUUCUAUGAAAACUAUGAACACAACAAAAAAGGCUUCAUUGAAGAACUUCACAGUCGCAAGAUCCACAAUGCCAUUACGCUCCAUCCCAACAAAAGUCCUGCCUACCAGUACCGGCUCCACAACUACAUGCUCAGCUGUGAGAUCUCAAGGCUCCGUUACCGCACGAUCCUACUCCAUCGUGAAGGCCUACAUAUGAGUUAUCUUAGUGAUACAGAAAUACUGUGGGAGGACCAACAGCUGGGGUCUCCACCUUCCUACAUGCGCUAUGUGCCCAGUGAGAGAAAUGAUGUCACUGAGUGGGAUUUCCUGACAGGCCAACAUAUUUAUUCUGCCAUUGAAAACAAGAUGGCUAGGCAAAGCCUUGGAAAAUUGCUUCGGACUGCCCUUGAAGACAAUAUUAUACUAGAGGUCAUGGAAAUGAUUAAUGAAAAUUCAAAGACACGUGGCCAUGUAAUUGACUUUAAAGAGAUUCAGUAUGGCUACUACAGGGUGGAUCCAAUACAUGGUGCAGAAUACGUCUUAGACUUGUUGCUUCUGUACAAAAAACACAAGGGACGUAAAAUAACUCUGCCUGUGAGGCGGCAUGCUUACCUUCAACAGUCCUUCAGCCGACCUUUCUUUAGUGAAGCUGAAGAUCUAAAUGUUUCAGAACUUAUGGCUGCCAUCAACUCUGAAUCCCAAUCCCUGUCAUUCCUAUCCAACUCUCUGAAGUUCUUGUCACCUUUCCAGUUCUAUGAGUCAACAAGAGAAAUGUGGGAGCAAAGCCAGAAAAAGAUCAGCAUUCUUGUCCCACUGUCUGGUCGCUAUGGCACUUUUAUUCGGUUUAUGGAGAACUUUGAGAAAGUGUGUUUGAUACCUAAACAAAAUGUUCAGCUUUGCAUCAUUUUGGUGGACAAUGUAAACAAUAAGAAUAUAAAAAAGCAUAUUCAUUUAAUAAUGGACUAUAAGAGAAAGUAUCCUAAAGCUGAUAUGUCUGUAAUCCCCAUGACAGGAAAUUUUUCACGAGGGCUGGCUCUAGAGCUGGGUUCGUCACAGCUUGAUAAUGACACUUUACUGUUCCUCUGUGAUGUAGAUCUAAUCUUUAGUGGUGAUGCUCUGCAGCGCUGCAGAGAUAAUGCUAUUCAAGGGAGACAGGUCUAUUUUCCUGUUAUCUUUAGCCAAUACAGCCCUAAGAUUGUGUACGGUGAAAAAGCCCCAAGUGAAAACAACUUUGUGCUCACCAAGAAAAGUGGCUUUUGGCGUGAUUAUGGCUUUGGAACCACCUGUGUUUUUAAGAGCGAUUUACUAAAAGCUGGAGGUUUUGAUACAUCCAUCCUAGGCUGGGGGUUGGAAGAUGUAGACUUCUACACCAAGGUUAUUAAUUCUGGUUUAAAGGUUUUACGCAGUCAAGAACCAGGAAUUGUCCACGUUUAUCAUCCUAUCAAUUGCAAUUCAAGCCUUGAACAGAAGCAAUAUAAAAUGUGUCUUGGGUCAAGAGCAAGUGCAUUUGCAUCAGCUGUGCAGUUAGCAGAGAUGUGGCUUGAGAAACACAUAGAGGUAGGCUAUAACAGAACUUCAUCCUGAUACUUCAACUUUCCAGGACUCCUCUACUUUCUGUUCUGCUUAAACGCAGAUAGCUAUGCACUGUGGGGCCCAAGGCAGUCAUGUCUCUAAAACUGAGUGUACUCUAACCAAUAAAAUGGUACUAGACACAGCUUAACCAGCAGGAGAUAGACCAAUGUUGAAGACACCAAAAGGAGAUAGAACAGAUCUGCACCCAAUUUAGUGCAGAAGCAAGGCCAACUAUCUGCUUUUUUACUUUAUUCCAAACCAGCUGGAAAAUUGGAAAAAAUGAGAAAAAUAAAUAUUUGUGAUAUGUAAUAGCUAAAUGUAGCUGAUUGUUAUUUGUACAGUUAUGCAUCACUCUCUACUAGUCUCCUUUUUAUACCCGGAUAUAAAUUAACUACUUGCUAAUCUGGGUAAGUUGAGGAAUUAAUUAAAUGACCCAAAGAACAAGUUGCAUAAUUCAAAAUACUUGGCAAUUUAAAAAGUACUAUCAGAAAAUGAAAUCAACAGAAAUUAUUGAUAUGGUAAGUGAGAUUUGUAAAUGCUGGAAGUUAUUCAUAGAGUGAUAUUUUACUUUGCUACAAGUUUGAGUCUGUAGCAUAAUUGUCGCCUACAACAAUUAUGCUGCCUACAACUCAGUGAGUCAGUGAAUUAGAUAAUUUGUUGUUUCUCUCCAUAAGUUCUCAUUGAGCAGCAUGGUGUGCUGCGCUAAACAAUCUGUAUGUAUGUUUAGGUGAGCGAUUUGGUACUGCUGUAUUGAUCUACGGUAAACUAAUCUACCUUAAUCUCCCACUGCAGUUUAGAAAUAGGCUCGUGCAGAAGCUGAAGCUGAGCCCGUGUAGUUACCGUCUGUCCACAUUUCUUGUAUGCUUCUGUUCUAGAAAUAAGUCCUGCUCAGCUGUCUUAUUUCCAGUCUCAAGUCUAAAUAUAAUGUUGCUUUCAUUAAUUUUAGAGUAUCAUAAUUCAGCAGCUUCACUGCCAUCAUUUUACUCAAUCAAAACCUAGGAAGAUGCACUAAGACAGAACCUCAUUCUCAGUUACCCAGGAUGCAUACAAUAAAUGUAGGCACAGCUUAAAUCAAAUACCAAUGAAAAAUGAUAUUAUAGCUUUAUAAAUUAAAAAAAUUAUUGUAAACACCAAAAGGACCCGAGACACUCAGCGUUGCACAUUGUGUGCGUUUAUGUACAACUGUGCCUUUCACUUUGCUGCCCCAGCAGCUUCCCAGUUGUUGCCACCUCCACCUCCAGCCUCCCUGGCACUACCCCCUGAACCUCCAUCACACUUAUAUUUUUACAUUAUAAAUAAAUAAAUAAUCAUUUCUGUGAUUAAACCAAAGGUAAAGUGACACGCUGCAUCUAAAGGCUUGAAAGUGGAAUGCACUACCUACCAAUAAAUAAAAUACUCAGUUAAAGGCAGGAUAACCACUUUCACAAUACUUUCUUAUUCAUGCAAAAAAGAUUUUUUUUUCUGCAAAACAAAUCAAAAACAUCUUACAAUUUCAGACACAGCAUUUAUAAGCUUAGAUAAUUAUGUGUUAUAAUGCACUUUAAGUUUGCCAUGCAGCCAGAUGGUGAGGUAUUGUUUUAUUAAUAUGAAGAAUUACAGUACUAUACUAACCAGUUUUUGCAUUUUAAAACAGACAUUUUAACUUUUGUACAGUUUAAGAUCAAUUUCAGCAUAAAGUUUACAGCUCUCUGUAACUCUAGAGCUGAUAUAAGCAGUAGUAUUUAUUAUAAAAAUGAGAUUUGAUUGUAAAAUAUAAGCAAAUGUCUAAAUCUUGUUUUAGACUGAAGUCCUGUUUCUGAAUUAAAUAUAGGCUUUCUCCCCUGACUGAUUAAGCAAUGAUUGGGUGACCUUUAAAAUCAUUUAGACAUUUGAGGUAAAUCUAGUACAGGGUUGGUUGAAAAUUCAAUUUUUAAUUAUUUCACGUUGAUUUAAUGAUGUUCAUAUGGAAAUGCAAAGUUUGAAUGCUGUUAAUUUACUGGCUCUGAAAUUUUUUUUAUUGUUUUAUUGACCAUUUUUAUUGUAAUUAUCCUUAGUGUAAAUGAGUGAUUUUAAUUCUUAAUAGAAGAUGUGUGAUUAUCCUUUAUUGAUUCUAUUUUUAUUUUUGUUGUUGUUAAAUGUGACUACAGAAGUCAUUAGGACAGACUCUAGAAAAGCUGAAAUUAAACACAAAUGAAAAACAAAUCAACUUUUCAGUUUUCAAGACAGUGAUCUGGAACCAACUGAAAUUUGAGUGUCAUUCUAUUUCCUUCCUUUGCCCACUACAACAGUUAGUUUAACUUGCUAGUUUUUGCACCGUCUCAAAACAGUGCCCCAAAAGGCUCUGCCUGCACUGGUGGCAAAACAAAGCUCUCCACCAGAUGUCACAGCUCCACACACAGUUGGUUUUUGAAGCUUGAAGUUGGUGAGUUCUUGGCCAAGCCUUUUGAUUGGUUGACUGAUUAUGCAGCACUUUCUGGUAUAAAUAUUUUGAGCCACCCCUGUUCCUGUCAGUUCAGGCAGACCUCUAGCACCUGUAAUAAAGCUAUUUUUCGCUGGCGUCUUUCACGGGAUGUUCUUCUGAUGGUGCAUUCUGAUAAUGCUGCAGUUUCUCUUUGUAUGUUUUCUUUGUAUUUUGCCACAGAAAAUUGUUGGGCUAAAUAAAGGACACUUUGUUAGCCAUGAGCCAUUUUGCACGAAUUUGUAUCUACAAUCAAUCACAGAGAUAAUAUUGUGUGUCAUUGCUGCGUCUGGACUAAAACAAAUCUGACCCAUGUUUUUGACCCAAAUUUAGUUUGUUUGGAAUGUUUUUGUUUUUCAAAUCCUGUGCCAAAGCACUGCUUGUAGAAACCAGCAUUUACUAAAUUUUACUUUUGUUCUUUGAUAAUUUGGUUCAGUACAGUCAGUCAGUUUCGAGUAUUAAAUUCAUUCA
Molecule: messenger RNA, 5320 nt
Organism: Haplochromis burtoni (Burton's mouthbrooder)
Lineage: Eukaryota; Metazoa; Chordata; Actinopteri; Cichliformes; Cichlidae
Product: chondroitin sulfate synthase 3
Exons: 3
Coding region: 1-2424 (807 amino acids)
Cellular component (GO): Golgi cisterna membrane
Molecular function (GO): glucuronosyl-N-acetylgalactosaminyl-proteoglycan 4-beta-N-acetylgalactosaminyltransferase activity
Source: RefSeq, a predicted model, not a curated record